GUGAACCGCAACAUUUCCCGAGUUUUUAGCGUUCUGGAAGGUAAAGAAGUGGGAAAAUUCGCAUAUUAGCGUAGCUCUCAACAGCUGCCGAUAAGUUUGGUGGGAAGCUGGUGGUGAUUAAGUAACAAGUGCUAUCUCAAAAUAGUUACCAUCGCGAACCAUUGCUGAGAAUCCGGGUUAAAGAUCAGAUCCGGUCAGAGUCGUGAUAAGCACCGUGAGUGACUGUGAAGCAAUAGAUGACCAUUUUUGAGCAGUUAUAGCACGAAAGUUUGGACGGGAUUAGUGCCGGAUCCUGUUUUGAGGACAGUUCCUGCUGGGGUGUGCGCAUAACAUUUCAAUUACGUCGUCUGGUGUCAGACCACAGGCAGACAAGCGUUAGCUGUGUACUGGGCUUUUGUGUGAGACUCGUGGUAGAACCAACGGUUUGGCGUUAAACUGGCAUCGUCCACCACGACACCGCAGCAGACGCCCGCGAGAAUGUCGCGCAAACGGCCACGUGACAGCUUGGAUGAUAUGUCGGCCAGCGCUAACAGCAGCACCGGCCGCUUGACAAUCGACGAGACGGUUUCGAUCACGAUCGAUCCAAACGGGGAAUUAGAGGAUCGGUUGGCUACAAAUGAGGAGCAACAGCUGCCGGCGCCACCGCCACCGCCCCAAUUACAAGUUGAUGCCACGGCUGCAGCUGAUGGUACGCCUGAUAGUAUGAACGGUAGCAGCAAGCGCUUCAGCAGCAUCCGACUCGUGGACGAAGGCAUCGAACCCGGCCAUGGUGAUCACUUCUGGCCGCCAAACAAUGAUGGUGCGCUGAAUGGACACGUUAAUUUUGCCCAACCAGCAGUCGAACGUCCCCGUUCGUCCGAUCCAGCAUCGCCUCCAUCACUUUCGUCGAACGGUUCAUCUUCUGUGGCCACAUCCUCGGGAUUCGUCAGCCAACAGGCAACGAGUGGAGUCGAACAUAGCCCACCGGUGACUAUCUGCAAACAGGCACCAUACUCUACAGAAUUGGACGCAAUUAGGGAGCGUGAGCGAUGCGAUUACACACAAAAAAUCACCUACCAGAUGGCCCGUUCAGGCACUGCGCCGCGUAUGAUCCGCGUGUACGCAGACGGUAUCUAUGACCUUUUCCAUCAGGGACAUGCGAGACAGCUAAUGCAGGCCAAAAACGUCUUUCCCAACGUGUACCUGAUCGUUGGAGUUUGCAACGAUAAACUGACCCACAGCCGGAAGGGUCGAACGGUGAUGAACGAUGAAGAGCGUUACGAAGCGGUUCGACACUGUCGCUACGUUGAUGAGAUCGUACGAGAUGCUCCCUGGGAGUUGGAUGAUGAGUUUAUCGAGAAGCAUAAGAUUGAUUUCGUGGCUCAUGAUGAAAUACCAUACAGCACGGAUGACUGCAACGAUGUGUAUGCAAAAAUCAAGGCCAAAGGCAUGUUUGUGGCAACCGAGCGAACGGAAGGUGUUUCCACGUCCGACAUAGUGGCACGGAUCGUGAAGGAUUACGAUAUCUAUGUGCGUCGCAAUCUAGCCCGCGGAUACACAGCGAAGGAGCUGAACGUGUCGUUCCUGUCGGAGAAAAAGUUCCGUUUCCAGAACAAAAUGGUCGAGUUGAAGGAUAAGGUGCGAAAGGGCAAAGACGAUUUCAUUACCAAAUGGGAAGAACGAUCGACCGAUCUGAUUAAAACGUUCCUGCUGAUGUUUGGCAAAGAGCGAAUCUCAAUGUUUCUGUCCGAUUCGAAGCAGCGCAUCCGUUCGGCACUCAGUCCACCGGGCAGUCCGGGCAGUGGCAGUAAUCACAGCCUAAACGAUUGUGACGAUGAUUUGGAAAGUCCCGAUUCCGUGCUCGAUUCCCCGCCCAGCAAGCGCUCAAACAUGUUGCUACGCAAUAGUGACGAUGUGAUCCGAAGCCGCCAUCAUCUACUAUCGGAGGAAGAUGAUGAGGAGCACGGUUUGUGUGGAUCUCAUUCACCACCACCGGUGCUCGAAGACGACGAAGAUGACGAUGACGACGAUGAUGAGGCGUACCUGGAUACGCGCUCGCGACCAUCAUCCAACUACAACAUUUCUCUUAUGGCUGGCGGUGACGGAAACAGUGCCGGUACGCUGAACAGCAGUAGUAGCAGCGGAAGUCGAAACUAUGGCAAUCGUAACUACUAAAUGCCACAGUGAAGGAAAGAAAGAGCGUCCACUUAGGCGAAGGUGUGGGGAAAUGUACCGUUAGCUACUCUCAAGUGUACUACGAAUUUUCCCGGGGGGAAUUGCGUUGUUGCCCGUUUGCUAUUACCUGAACUACCAGCGCACCGUUUGCAGAACUAAUGGCGUCCCGUUUUUGGUACACAAAAGCAAAACAAAAACAAAACAAAGAGAAAGUUUGUAACUAAACGCUUUGAAAACCCUUGCCCGCCAAAUUACAGCUACCUAUAGAAUAUGACGCUAAAUCACAUUUAUCGGUCACAAUAUACAAUCCUCCAUCGUGUGUCUCGCAUUCGGCAGUGAAUCCUUUUGAGUAUUAUCUUUGGGACGACAAUAUAGGGAGAAGCUUGAACCGUUCGGAUGCAAUCACCAAAACGAACAUUCUUUACACAGAUUUGUUGAUAAUGGGGUGAAUAAGUUACACUUCACAAAAGUGCAACAAAAAAAGGUAACCGAAUCAUUUAGCAAAUGUUAGAAACGCUAUGUAACGCAUUCUCAGGGAUCAAGUGAGCGAAGUGAAGGGAUGUGCGUUC
Molecule: messenger RNA, 2723 nt
Organism: Anopheles funestus (African malaria mosquito)
Lineage: Eukaryota; Metazoa; Arthropoda; Insecta; Diptera; Culicidae
Product: choline-phosphate cytidylyltransferase B-like
Exons: 5
Coding region: 478-2154 (558 amino acids)
Biological process (GO): CDP-choline pathway
Molecular function (GO): phosphatidylcholine binding; choline-phosphate cytidylyltransferase activity
Source: RefSeq, a predicted model, not a curated record